CGAUAUAACACAAUCGCCAGCUUAAUGUGACCAGAGGGCGACAGUGUCAUUCUUGGUAUUUUAAAUUCACUUAGGAAUUUGUACUUUGUUGUUUUCAUGUUUUCCCCUCGGAAAUGGCCACGAAGCUAAAUGUAAAUAUCCGGACCCUGCUGGCCAACUGCGAGGACCUGGCCAAGAGCGAGCAGAACUUCUGGCGGCUGCAGAAGUUCAUCAAGUCCCUGGACACAAUGCUCGCCGAGUUGGAGGCGAUGGACGAUCCGCAGAGUGCCACCCGUAUCCCGGGCUAUAAGGAGCGUCUGAAGGCCUUGAAACUAUCCACCGGAUUUACGGAAGCCCCCAGCUCCUCAACAAAUACUUCCUCGCAACCUUCUUCAGUCAGCGAAGCCGGGGAAAAUGCACUGAAAGAAAUGAGGCAGCUGCAGAACAGCAAACAUCACAACGAACUGCGAAAAGAGCUGCUGCAGGAUGGAGAUGCCCUGCGUAGGCGUCGAGUUAUAGAGGAUUCGUCUCCUAGUCCCAGUGGUACCACCGUACAGACAACUUCUGGCGAUAAUAUGAACGAAGCUGCCAAGUAUUAUACAAAUGCCCAGGAGAAGAUCACCGAGCACAUGCUCUCACUGACCCGGAAUUUGAAGGAACAGACGGAGACUGCUAACCGUAUUAUCCGGAGGGACACGGAGGUUGUGUCUCGAUCUACCGGAAUGGCGGAUCGCAAUAUCAAUUCCCUGGGAAAAGAGGCUGAGAAACUGGAGCAGCACUCAAAAAAAGCCUACAAGUGCUGGCUCUGGCUGAUGAUUGUCUUUGUUAUUGUCACUUUUAUAGGUAUGGUGUUGUUCAUGAAGAUUAUGAAGAAGAAGAAGACGUAGGAACAAACUUAAGAUUGUACUCUAAGUAAGCUCUUAACGCUGGUCCCGCUCCCGAGUUCAAAAGGUUAUCCCCCAAGCAACGUGUAAACAGACCCACAUUAAACGAUCGAAAGCCGCCCAGCGA
Messenger RNA from Drosophila suzukii, 990 nucleotides. RefSeq names its product Vesicle transport protein Use1 (gene Use1). NCBI's taxonomy places the organism in Eukaryota, Metazoa, Arthropoda, Insecta, Diptera, Drosophilidae. The record is from RefSeq and is a predicted model, not a curated record. Gene Ontology annotation, biological process: retrograde vesicle-mediated transport, Golgi to endoplasmic reticulum. Gene Ontology annotation, cellular component: endoplasmic reticulum; SNARE complex. Gene Ontology annotation, molecular function: SNAP receptor activity.